This is a messenger RNA of Amoebophrya sp. A25, 309 nucleotides long. NCBI's taxonomy places the organism in Eukaryota, Dinophyceae, Syndiniales, Amoebophryaceae. The record is from the annotation of a GenBank genome assembly.
AUGAGUGGCCUCUUCCAUCGUGCGAGUGAAUUCGAUCAGCCGCUUGCAAAGUGGAACGUCUCUGCGGUGAGGGAUUGUAUCGGAAUGUUUUUCGCUGCAGAUAGUUUUCAGCAGCCGAUUUAUGAUUGGCAGAUUUCCGAGCAAUGCCUGUUGGGUGCGAUGUUUACAGAAGCGACAGCCUUCCAUGCGACUUACCGUACUGACGAGGCUCUUGCUACCGAGGGAGUGCGAUCGUACGCCAUUUACCGAGACGUUGACGCAAAAACUUUCCGUGCAUAUUGUACGCCAAAAAACCUCGACGUACUAUAG